This is a messenger RNA of Capronia epimyces CBS 606.96, 1359 nucleotides long. RefSeq lists its product as uncharacterized. NCBI's taxonomy places the organism in Eukaryota, Fungi, Ascomycota, Eurotiomycetes, Chaetothyriales, Herpotrichiellaceae. The record is from RefSeq and is a predicted model, not a curated record. Gene Ontology annotation, biological process: nucleotide-excision repair; regulation of DNA-templated transcription. Gene Ontology annotation, cellular component: transcription factor TFIIH holo complex; transcription factor TFIIH core complex. The coding region runs from base 1 to 1359 and encodes 452 amino acids. The transcript has 2 exons.
AUGAACGCUGUCGACGCAUCCGACCACUUCGACAAACCCUCCCACGAACAAUCCCCUGCUCUACUGACCAUCAUUCUCGACACAAACCCGGCCGCCUGGUCACUGCUGUCUUCGACCCUCCCCUUCUCCUCCGCCAUCGCCAACCUUCUGGUCUUCCUCAAUGCGCACCUUGCUGCCAACUACGCCAACAAGGUCGCGGUGAUUGCCUCCCACUGCGACAAGGCAACAUGGCUGUAUCCCAGUCCCACCGAUCAGAAACCGCCUCCACCUUCAUCAGAUCGCAAUAAGCGUAGCGACCUGUCCGAGUCUGCGAAACGGUUGAGGCUCAGCAACCAGAAUGGCCUCACCACAGUCGACCUUGACAUCAAACCUGAUCCUGAUUCUGCGUCAGCGGAGGCGGAAACCGGUAACAAGUACCGGCCCUUCCGGCUCGUGGAAGAAGAACUCCUGCGCAACCUGACGAGGCUGCUAUCCAGCACCACCGCCGAAGCGGUGUCGAGGAGCCCGACCACCAUGAUCGCCGGCGCGCUGACUUUGGCACUGAGCAACAUCAACCGCGAAGCCAUUGCUCACGCGGAAUCGCUGAUCGGCGUCGCCACGGCGAGUACUGCCGCCGCCGACCCUAGCACCGCGGCCGUCUCGUCUGCUACCGAAGCAACUAGCAACAGCAACUCCUUACAGUCACGCAUUCUCCUGGUCUCCGUCUCGCCCUCGACCGACCUCGCGCAUCAGUACAUUCCAAUCAUGAACGCCAUCUUCGCGUGCCAGAGACUAUCCAUCCCGAUUGAUGUUCUACAACUUCCUCUUCCCUCACUCACAACCCAGCCACAACAACAGCAGCCCAACAAACCCUCCACCAACACAGCAGCUGCAACAGCAUCGUCAUCGCCAUCGCCGUCACAGCCCUCGUCGUCAAACUCGACCGUGUUCCUCCAACAAGCCGCCGACGCCACCCACGGUAUAUUCAUCGCCGCCCAGCUGCCGUCUGCCUCUGCCUCUUCGUCAUCAUCGUCCUCUACAACAACGCAAGCAUCACAAGCGUUUUUGGCCUAUCUGUUGGCCUCCUUGCUCCCGCCACCCUCCACCCGUUCCGCACAUCUGAUUCUCCCCACCCGCAUUGACGUGGACUUCCGCGCUGCCUGCUUCUGCCAUCGCAACGUCGUCAGCAUCGGCUUUGUGUGCAGCAUCUGUCUGAGCAUCUUCUGCUCCGUGCCGGAGAAUGGCGAUUGUCUGACAUGCGGCACCCAUUUGUCGGUCGGGCGAUACGGGGCCAGGCCCGUCGUCGUGGCAAGGAAAUCCAAAAAGAAACAUCACACUGCGUCUGGUGGGAAGGCGACAGGACAGAACCACACAGCUUAG